CGGGGCGGAAGCGGGCGCGGGCGCGCGCGGCCCCUGUUCCGGCGGCGGCGGGUGAGGGAGCGCGGCCCGGACCGCCCGGCACGGCCCGGGCACCCUCGGGGGGCACCGCCCGGCACCCAUGAGCUGAGCGCCGCGGCCGCCGCACAGCCAGCAGCGGGCGGAGCCGCCGCCGCGGGCCCGGCGGAGCAGCGGGAGCCGCCUCCCCGGCGCCCCAUGCGCGGCCCGCGCUGAGCCCCGCCCGCCCCCUCUCUCGCCGCCGGGGCCCGGCGCUCGCCCUGCCGCCCUCCCUUGGAUGCCGCCGAGAUGGGCAAGGUGCUGUCCAAGAUCUUCGGGAACAAGGAGAUGCGGAUCCUGAUGCUGGGGCUGGACGCGGCCGGCAAGACCACGAUCCUGUACAAGCUGAAGCUGGGCCAGUCGGUGACCACCAUCCCCACCGUGGGCUUCAACGUGGAGACCGUCACCUACAAGAACGUCAAGUUCAACGUGUGGGACGUGGGCGGCCAGGACAAGAUCCGGCCCCUCUGGCGGCACUACUACACGGGCACGCAGGGGCUCAUCUUCGUGGUGGACUGCGCCGACCGCGACCGCAUCGACGAGGCGCGGCAGGAGCUGCACCGCAUCAUCAACGACCGGGAGAUGCGGGACGCCAUCAUCCUCAUCUUCGCCAACAAGCAGGACCUGCCCGACGCCAUGAAACCCCACGAGAUCCAGGAGAAACUGGGCCUGACCCGGAUCAGGGAUAGGAAUUGGUAUGUGCAGCCCUCCUGUGCCACGACGGGGGAUGGACUCUACGAAGGGCUGACGUGGUUAACGUCCAAUUAUAAAUCCUAAUGGGGAGAGGAACUAUUUAGUCUACAAAGAAUUAAAGAAACAAACAAACAAACAGAAAAACAAAUUUAAAAAAAAAAUAACCCACGUGGCUUUCCAGAAGAAUGAUUCUCUACUGAAAAGUAAAAAAAAAAAAAAAAAAUAAAAAGCAUCCAUAGGAUUACGAUCACCUUUCUGCCACCCUUUCCUCCUGCACCCUUGGCUGGAUUCCUGUUCUAACUCCUCCUGCUUGGCGUUAGGAUGCUCUAACCUCGGAAUGGGACACGAACACAGGCACUAGAUGCUAUGCCAGACUUCCAGCAAACAGGGGAAGGACACAUUGUAGACUUGCUAAGUAACUUUUUUUUUGUUGGUUUUUUUUUUGUUGUUGUUUCCUCUCGAUAGCCCUUUGCUGGUUUGAAUUAUUUUGGGGGGAUGUUGGGGGAGGGGGUCCAUUUUUCAGUGUAUGCUUUCUGGGUCUACUUUUUUUGAUUAUAUAUAUUUUAUUUUUUUUUUUUCCUCUCUCUCUCACUUUGCUGUAGAUUGCUACUUUUUUGCAUUCCUGCAGGGUAUGUUGCUAGGUCGACUUCAUCUAGUAAACUGAAAAUUAUUGCUUAAAAUCAAACCGCAGUCUGUCUUUUUAUAUUAAGGACUUUUUUUUUUUUCUUCUUUUUUUUUUUUUUUUUUUUUAAAGAAAAGUUCUGUUAAUCUGUAACUAAACAGCGACUCGGUCUGGCUCCACGGCUCAGGCUAACGAGGGGAAUUCUUGCCUGCAGUGGCAGAGAGUGGGAAUUCCACUGUUAACGUGUGUUUCGAAGUGCAUAUCGGGCGCCGGGAAAUGUUAAGAACUGCUUUUGGAAUGUCAGCUGGGGAGCUCUGCCCCGUCAUACAUCAUGCAUGAGGAGGGGAUGCAAAGCAGCUCCCCACGCCACACAGCAAGCGAGACAGGAACGAUGUCCGUAGUUCCAGGUCAGGGGUUUUUUUUGGUCUUAAAAAUGACGUUUAGUUGCAGUUUUUUGCUACUCGGUGCCGGUCCCCCCCCGAGUGGAGGUUCCUUCCAAAAGCAGAUGCAGCGUUACAAAUGUUGCAGCGAGUUUUGCUUUAAAUCGCAGAUGUUUAGGCGAAAAUCCAGCACUGACUUGCCUCUACCUUAAAAGGAUUCCUGGUCCUUUCCAAACAGAAAGAAGGAAACUGUUGUUAUUGUUAUUAUUUUUCCAUGUAGGAGCCUUGAGAAAAGGGGCGAGUUCCGCGCUGAGCUCGACUCGAGCCCGGUGGUUUUGACAUCAGUUAUGGCCAUUUUGAGGAAAUCACUUCUUGCUUUAGUUUUCCAAGCCUGGACCGAGCUCCUGCGAGCAGCUGGAGCCUCCCGUGUGUCCCGGUGGUUGCUGUAGUCCUGUAGGAAAGGGAACUAUGUUGGAUGUGUGAAGCCCAUUGAGUAACUACUAAUGAGAGCUGGGAGGGGAGAGAAAGAGAGAGAGAGAGAGAAUCGACGCUGAAUGUAAACUUCCAUAAUUAGUUCUUAAAGGGCAAGCAGCUCGUUAGCCAUGUCACAGCCUGUAGAGGUGACUGGCCAAUCAAAAACCCCACCCAGGGCGAGUAUUUGCAUAAAAAACUCAAUCAAGUAUUAAUUAACGCUGGGUGCACAAACUGUUAAAGCAGCUGGUUCUUAUUCAGCCUUAAGGAUUAACUUCAGAUUUCCUCAAGGAGUUAGAACUCCGGUGGGGAAUUCUAGGAAUGUAUGCUACAAAACCAGAAGAAAAUGGCUUUUAUUUUCCUUUUUUUUUUUUUUUUUUUAAUCUCUCCUUAAUUUUUUUGUUUGUUUUGGUUUUUUUUUUCCAAGAAUAUAAGUUUUACAUGGCAUUGGGGGCGUUACACUACAUUGCUGCAGUGGUGACUCUGCAUGGAGAGUACGUUGUAUUAUGGAGCUCUUACCAAAGAUGUGUGGGAAGACAAAAAUCCUGAAUUCACUUCUGAAAUCCAAUGCUUUGCUCGAAGUCCUUUUAGAAUAUGGUUCCAAAAAGACUUGUCUGGAUGUGGGUUGCAAAUGGGACUGGAUGGGUUCUUGGUGCUAGAAGAUAGAGCACUGAUGGACUUGGUGAGUUAGGGAGUCUGAAGAAGCUCAAUGUAGAAAUAACUCUUCAAUCUCAGCCCUAAAGAAGAGGAAGUGGGAUUAGUUUACUUUAAUCCAAGGCUUUUUUGCCGUUGGAAAAAAUCAUUGCUCUAUUUUCUAGCUUUUAUUUUCCUUUUUUUUUUUUUUUCCUGUUGCUGUAACUUAACAAACAAGUGUGGUGGUAUAAAAACUUAAAAAAAAAAACAAUACAAGAGUAUGGUUACUGUUUUCUUCUGGAGCAUCAAUAAAAUAGCCAAGCACAAAGUAAAUGCCUAAACUGGAAAACUUGAAGCUCUAUUAAUGGUUCUUGAACUUUCUUAAACCUAUUCUCAGUCAACAUGAAAACUUCAGUAACUUCAUUUUUCGUCCGAGUUGGUUUCCUGUGUUUCCAAGUGCUGGGGCAGCCUUUGCGUUGACUUCACAACUUUGUAUUCCCUUAGUGACUUUGUUAUUCUGUUUUUGUAGGUGAAAGGAAACUGCUUUUGCUUCUGGAAUUUUUUUAAUGUUUUGGGGUUGUUUUUUUUGGGGGGGAGGGAGGAACAGGGAAGGAGAAAGGGGGAGAAAAAGUUACUGAAAGAUGUGGCAGAGACGUCAAAAAUAAAGGGCCGUCGGUACCGAACAAACCCCACAGGUUUCACUUCCAACAUGUCCUUUCUGGGCUGUAGCUGAACCUCCACCACGAGGUAGUGGCUCACAGGCAGGAUAAAGUGGGAAUCCUGUACGAAACCCGGUGAUUUCCCAAACCCAUCUGGAGUUCCAAGCGCAUCGAUUUGUGUCCGUGUGAGUUCUGUGGAGUGAGUUCUGAGUGGCGUCAAAUCGUGUCCGACCAGUGACUGAGUUUGUGGCCUGUGACCCCCCCUGACUGGAGUAACCAGGAAUUCUGUGUUCUCAAUAUGGCUGUAGUGUUGGUAAAGAACUACUAAGCAGAAAAAUAAAGCAAUUACACAGCGGA
Pseudopipra pipra is the source of this 3869-nucleotide messenger RNA. RefSeq names its product ADP ribosylation factor 6 (gene ARF6). NCBI's taxonomy places the organism in Eukaryota, Metazoa, Chordata, Aves, Passeriformes, Pipridae. Gene Ontology annotation, cellular component: cytoplasm; recycling endosome membrane; endocytic vesicle. The transcript has a single exon. The record is from RefSeq and is a predicted model, not a curated record. Gene Ontology annotation, biological process: regulation of dendritic spine development; intracellular protein transport; protein localization to endosome. Gene Ontology annotation, molecular function: GTP binding; GTPase activity. The coding region runs from base 304 to 831 and encodes 175 amino acids.